This is a messenger RNA of Dicrocoelium dendriticum, 372 nucleotides long. The record is from the annotation of a GenBank genome assembly. Lineage: Eukaryota; Metazoa; Platyhelminthes; Trematoda; Plagiorchiida; Dicrocoeliidae.
AUGUCUCGCAAAGCAUGCGUCUUAAUCGACCAGUUGUUGUUAUACCAACUAUCCUGCCCUGCAAUUGAAGUGAAUCUGAUGCGAUUUCCGCAAACACCUACGGGUUACAAUGCGGAAUCCCGAGCGGUCGAUGGGAACUGUAUAACUGGAUCAGUAUCAGUUUUGUCGGAUACCAAAACCUCAGGUGUUGAUGUUCCGAAAUACACGGCAGUGACAAUGGCUGCUUUCUGCACGGCGAGUGGAGAGUGGCGUUUGAACCAACAGACUGGCUGUGUCUGCGACUCUGGAUAUGAAUACGACAGAAGUAGUCACUCCUGUCAAAGUUAUGCAGAUAAUUUACCGACAACUGAAGGAAAAAGUCUUCGUGACUGA